AUGGUUGAAACGACAUUUCGUGGAAACUAUGGCUGGGCAGACGACAUUCGUAUUAUUGGAAAUAAUUAUGCUUCCAACGAUGUGCCCAUACCUGACACAUUCCUCACCGUUGCGCCUCUGGACGCCAAACCAAUAGCCGUGCAUCCCAUUGAUUUCUCUGCGUCCCCAUUGCCUCAAUAUAAGAACUUUUACGCUGUGAUACUUGACAAUGUCCUUAGUCCUUCCGAAUGCACCCAAAUGAUUUCUCUAGCAGAGCAAAGUGUCGCAGAGCCUGACCCUGUUACUGGUUCCCCCUGGAAGCCUGCACUGAUAUAUCAAGGCCAGUUUUUCAAACCGCAUUGCGACGGUCCAACAAUAAAGGGAAACCAACGCACAUUUUACACUCUCCAUCUCUAUCUCAGUGAUUCCACGCAGCCAAAUGAUGAGCAUGGCCAGCUUGUUGAAGGCGCCACUACGUUCUGUUCCUCAGACGAAAAGAAACGAUUCGAUGUUAACCCCAAAGCUGGCAGCGUCCUGAUCUUCCAACAUCGCUCUUUAUAUCACUCCGGGGAUCUUGUCUUACAGGGCGUCAAGUACACAAUGAGGACUGAUAUUUACUACGAACCAGAUGAUCCGAUGGAAGAAUGAGAUUGCCAAAGUAUCGACUUUGAUUUCGAUCUACGUCGGUGACAUGGGCGGCAGAUCAAUCGUCUUCAGUCCACAAAUUUAUAGAGUCUGUCCAAAUGCUCGCCUACACGGCAAUAGAGGACCUCUUCCUCGCUUGGCUGCGAAGCUCAGCGCUACGCCUUGAUGGCGUUUU
Messenger RNA from Coccidioides immitis RS, 799 nucleotides. RefSeq lists its product as uncharacterized. The record is from RefSeq and is a predicted model, not a curated record. Gene Ontology annotation, molecular function: procollagen-proline 4-dioxygenase activity. Gene Ontology annotation, cellular component: endoplasmic reticulum. Gene Ontology annotation, biological process: peptidyl-proline hydroxylation to 4-hydroxy-L-proline. The transcript has 3 exons. Bases 1 to 627 code for a protein of 208 amino acids. Lineage: Eukaryota; Fungi; Ascomycota; Eurotiomycetes; Onygenales; Onygenaceae.